AUGGAGAGGGGAAAGAUGGCGGAGGCGGAGAGCCUGGAGACAGCGGCGGAACACGAGCGGAUCCUGCGAGAGAUCGAGAGCACCGACACGGCCUGCAUCGGGCCCACGCUCAGGUCUGUCUAUGAUGGUGAGGAACAUGGACGAUUCAUGGAGAAGCUUGAAACUCGCAUCCGCAAUCAUGACCGAGAAAUUGAGAAAAUGUGCAACUUUCACUACCAGGGUUUUGUGGACUCUAUUACUGAACUGCUGAAAGUGAGAGGAGAAGCCCAAAAACUCAAAAAUCAAGUGACGGACACUAAUAGAAAACUACAACAUGAGGGAAAGGAACUGGUAAUAGCAAUGGAAGAGCUGAAGCAGUGUCGACUACAACAGAGAAAUAUUUCUGCCACUGUUGAUAAAUUAAUGCUGUGUCUUCCAGUUCUGGAGAUGUAUAGCAAACUGAGGGACCAGAUGAAAACUAAAAGGCAUUACCCUGCACUGAAAACUCUGGAACAUCUAGAGCAUACCUAUCUGCCUCAAGUGAGCCACUAUCGAUUCUGCAAGGUGAUGGUGGAUAAUAUCCCUAAGCUUCGCGAAGAAAUUAAGGAUGUCUCUAUGUCUGAUCUCAAAGACUUUCUGGAGAGUAUCCGCAAACAUUCAGACAAAAUUGGAGAGACUGCCAUGAAACAAGCCCAGCAACAAAGAAACCUGGAUAACAUCGUCUUGCAACAACCCAGAAUAGGUAGCAAGAGAAAAGCUAAGAAAGAUGUAUAUACAAUUUUUGAUACGGAGAUAGAAAGCACCAGCCCCAAGUCUGAACAGGAUUCAGGAAUUCUGGAUGUUGAAGAUGAAGAAGAUGAAGAAGAGGUACCUGGGACCCAAGAUUUGGUGGAUUUCUCUCCUGUUUAUCGAUGUCUACACAUAUAUUCUGUCCUGGGUGCCCGGGAAACAUUUGAGAACUAUUACCGAAAACAGAGGCGAAAACAGGCCCGUUUGGUGCUCCAGCCUCCAUCUAACAUGCAUGAAACUUUAGAUGGCUACAGGAAGUAUUUUAAUCAAAUUGUAGGCUUUUUUGUGGUUGAAGAUCAUAUUUUACAUACGACCCAGGGCUUAGUAAAUAGAGCCUACAUUGACGAACUAUGGGAAAUGGCGCUUUCCAAAACCAUUGCCGCACUCCGUACCCACUCGUCUUACUGCUCUGAUCCAAACCUCGUAUUAGAUUUGAAGAACCUCAUUGUGCUUUUUGCUGAUACACUUCAGGUUUAUGGUUUUCCUGUAAAUCAGCUUUUUGACAUGCUAUUAGAAGUUAGAGAUCAAUAUAGUGAAACUUUGCUAAAGAAGUGGGCAGGUAUUUUCAGAAACAUACUUGAUUCUGACAACUAUAGUCCUAUACCAGUAACAAGUGAAGAGAUGUAUAAAAAGGUGGUCGGACAAUUCCCAUUCCAAGAUAUAGAGCUGGAAAAGCAACCAUUUCCAAAAAAGUUUCCUUUCUCUGAAUUUGUGCCAAAAGUUUACAGCCAAAUUAAAGAAUUUAUUUACGCCUGUCUGAAGUUUUCAGAAGAUCUUCAUCUAAGCACAACUGAAAUUGAUGACAUGAUUAGAAAAUCUACAAACCUGUUGCUGACCAGGACUCUGAGUAACUCUCUGCAGAAUGUCAUUAAAAGGAAAAAUAUUGGACUAACUGAGCUUGUCCAGAUUAUUAUCAAUACAACACACUUGGAGAAAUCCUGUAAGUUCUUGGAAGAAUUCAUCACCAAUAUCACUAAUGUGCUUCCAGAGACAGUCCAUACCAGCAAGCUGUAUGGCACCACGACUUUUAAGGAUGCCAGACAUGCAGCUGAAGAAGAGAUUUAUACCAACUUAAAUCAGAAGAUUGACCAGUUUCUCCAGCUGGCCGACUAUGAUUGGAUGACAGGAGAUUUGGGAAACAAAGCUAGUGACUACCUAGUAGACCUCAUUGCCUUUCUACGUAGCACCUUUGCUGUAUUCACACACCUGCCUGGAAAAGUGGCUCAAACAGCGUGUAUGUCAGCUUGCAAGCAUUUAGCCACAUCCUUGAUGCAACUUUUGCUGGAAGCUGAAGUGAGGCAGCUCACCUUGGGAGCAUUACAGCAGUUCAACUUGGAUGUCAGAGAAUGUGAACAGUUUGCCAGAUCCGGCCCGGUGCCUGGGUUCCAGGAGGACACGCUGCAGUUGGCCUUCAUCGACUUGAGACAACUUUUGGAUCUCUUCAUCCAGUGGGAUUGGUCAACCUACCUUGCCGACUAUGGUCAGCCCAACUGCAAGUACCUCCGUGUAAACCCAGUGACAGCUCUGACCCUGCUCGAGAAGAUGAAGGACACGAGCCGCAAGAACAACAUGUUUGCACAGUUCCGUAAAAACGAGCGAGACAAGCAGAAGUUGAUUGACACCGUGGCCAAGCAGCUCCGCGGGCUCAUCAGCAGCCACCACUCGUGA
This is a messenger RNA of Pipistrellus nathusii (Nathusius's pipistrelle), 2436 nucleotides long. The record is from the annotation of a GenBank genome assembly. Lineage: Eukaryota; Metazoa; Chordata; Mammalia; Chiroptera; Vespertilionidae.